Molecule: messenger RNA, 759 nt
Organism: Phymastichus coffea
Lineage: Eukaryota; Metazoa; Arthropoda; Insecta; Hymenoptera; Eulophidae
Gene: Osi19
Exons: 2
Coding region: 1-759 (252 amino acids)
Source: RefSeq, a predicted model, not a curated record
AUGACAAGAAUUUUUGUACUUUGCUUGGUCGUCGCAGUGGCAAGUGCGCAACCAGCAAAAAACGAAUUCUGGAAGGGCACAAGCAUGGACGCGAUGGUCGAGCAAACGAAACUUGAGUGCGCUCAGAAAAACGAUGAGGUUUCCUGCAUGAAGUUCAAGAUCCUCAAUCUGCUCGAUCAACUUUUCCGCAAGGACAACUUCAAGGUUUCAGAGACAGUCGAAGUGACCCGCAACUCGUACCCCGUCGACGAGCUGAACGGUCGCAGUUUGUCCGGCGACGGUUCCUUCUUGGAGACUGUUCGCAGUUACUUGGCUUCGCACGACAUCACCUUUAAACUGCCUUUCGAGUCUUCUGUGAAGGUUUCAUCCCGCAACAUUGACAACGAGGAAUUGAACUUUGCAGUGAAAUUCGGCGAAGGUCGUGCUGUCGAAGCUCGCAAAUCCAAGUUGAAGAAAGUCAUCAUCCCCAUCCUCGUAUUCGUCCUUCUCAAGGCAAUGACUCUCAUCCCUCUGGCUAUCGGUGUACUUGGCCUGAAAGCAUGGAAUGCACUGCAACUGUCGUUCUUCAGUUUCGUCGUCUCCGUUGGUUUGGCCAUAUUCCAGCUUUGCAAGAAGAUUGCCGCUGACAGUCAUUCUGCUCCUAUUGCUGCACACGGACCAUGGGAAUAUCAAGCUGCUCAAUACAGAUCGUUCCAAGAGGCUCCCGAGGUUGUUGAACAACCUGCCGCGCAAAAUCUCGCCUACUCGGCUUACGCUUAA